Molecule: messenger RNA, 5473 nt
Organism: Haliotis rubra (blacklip abalone)
Lineage: Eukaryota; Metazoa; Mollusca; Gastropoda; Lepetellida; Haliotidae
Product: microtubule-associated protein 1B-like
Exons: 11
Coding region: 141-4208 (1355 amino acids)
Molecular function (GO): histone binding
Source: RefSeq, a predicted model, not a curated record
UCCGCCAAAGGGGGGUAACUUGGAAGGUAACGCUGAAACCUUUUGAAAUGGUCCAUCCUUUGUGAUUCUUUACGGUAAAUCAUUGGCUUCCAGUGAGGUGCAAGUAUUGCAGAAUGAAAUAAUCGAACUUAAGAGGAAUCAUGUCUGACACAGAAGAAGAGUUUGCCAAGUUCCUCUGUUUCUGCGAGAAGUCCCUGAGUGGUCCCAGCAAGCAGCUGAUCAAUCUGGUGAAGAAACGCUAUGAUGAGUGCUCCGACAAGUUCAAGGGCACCCAGGAGCUGUACCAUCUACUGUCAAGCUGCAGAAAGAAGAUGGAGUCUGACAGCAGGCACCUGUUUGUCCAUCUCAAGGACUGCUUGAAUGAGCUGAAGGCUUACGCCAAGGGCAGGAAGGGAGAAAACGGAAACACCGAUCUGAGUAUGACUCGGAUGACACUGUGUGGAAAAGGACCAAAACUUCAAAUGGAGAAUUCCGAGAUAAGGAGGACAAGAACACUAAGAGCCGAUCGCGAUUCCAAACUUAAAGACAAACAGCGGGAAAGCAAGCUUAAGAUAUCUCCUAACUCAGCAUGCUCAUCAAAGCUUGCAGACAUUAUCAGAAAUCUGAAGGAUAAGAAAGGCGGUGGUGAUGCUUUGUGUGAAGACACUGUUGUCAGCAAGGGAGACAGUGUCGGUAAUGGAUGUACGACCAACACAGAUGGAGAUCUGAAAUCUGAAGGUGAGAAGAAAUUGGAGCUGCCUGAAUCAGGCAAAGCAGAGAGAGCAGUGUUGGAUAAUGAUGACGAUGAUGAUGAUUGUAUUCUGAUUGAUGACAGUCCACCACAUCAAACCAGCCAGGGUUCAGUAAACUGUCUCUUUCCGCAUCUAGGGACCUCAAUUGGCUUUCGACCCCUGACUCCUGAUGCUAACAAUGCUGGUAUUUCUUCUGCUACAAAUGGAACAGAAUCCACUAAAGAUGUUGUUACAGGUGACCAGUCAGCUGCUACAGACAGUUCCAGGUCGCCAUCUGCAGUUGAUGGGGACCAUUCAAAUAAUGAUCAACAUCCUUCAGUUAAUUCAGGAAAUGAUUCAGGUUCACCCAUGAUCUCAAAAACAGAUUUAGAUGUAGAAAUGAUCUCCGAUUCAGAAAAAGAUUCAGACUUAAAGCCUGAUAUGAAAUCUGACUGUGCUGAUAAUGAGGAGGAUGAAAAACCAAAGAUGAGCUCAACAGAGAGAACUUCUCCGUCUGUAGAGACAUGUGAUACACAUGAACAUUCACCAGGUGGGAAAGACAUGGAGAUUUCUAUACCUGAAUCACAAGAAUCAUCAUCUGAGAGUACUGCCUUGCCUGGGACCAGUCCUCCUGCAGCUACAUCAUUGAACACCUCGCCUAUCAACACAAGCAUCCCUUCACCAGCAGCUGAAGAAGAUGCUCAUGCUACUUCAGCCACAGAAGGGUCACCAGGUACUUCUGGUAUUACUGCUGAUUCAGCCCCUGUCAUUACUGGUGGAUCUGGUGAACCUUCUGUUUUGAGAACCUCAAAGCCUUGUAACUUAUCCAGUGGUGAUACCUCAGAACAUAGUGACUUGCCUGUUAUCACUGCAGACUCACCAACUGAUGUCAUGUCUGAUCAUUGUGAGUCACCCAGUGGUGAGACAUCUGAGCAUAGAGACAUGUCAGUUGUCAUCACUGCAGAACAGAGGGACUCACCAACUGAUGUCAUGUCUGAGCAGUGUGAUUCACCCUUUGUUGUCACUGCAGAACAUGGCGACCUACCAACUGAUGUCAUGUCUGAGGACAAAGACAUGUCAGUUGUGAUCACUGCAGAACAUGGGGACUCACGAACUGAUGUCAUGUCUGAGGACAAAGACAUGUCAGUUGUUAUCACUGAACAUGGUGACUCACCAACUGAUGUCAUGUCUGAGCAAUGCGACUCACCUGUUAUCAUUGCAGAGCAUAGUGACUUACCAACGGAUGACUGUGAUGUGACGUCUGAGCAUUGUGACUCACCUUGUGAUGUGACAUCCGAACAUUGUGACUCACUCAGGACCAACCAGACUACUGGUUCAACAUCUCAGGGAUCUGCUGUAGGAAGAGGUGAGGAAAAGAAGAAAGAAGAACCAGUGAAGAAAAAGGAGGAACCGGAGAAGAAAAGGGCUGAACCGGAGAAGAAAAGGGCUGAACCGGAGAAGAAAAGGGAAGAGCCAGAGAAGAAAAGGGCUGAACCGGAGAAGAAAAGGGAAGAGCAAGAGAAGAAAAGGGCACAACCGGAGAAGAAAAAGGAAGUGUCUGAGAAACACAUCCAUCGCUUGGAGAAGCUCCUGGAGAAGCUGGAGACUAAGAUCCAGCAGGUCCAGGCACGUGAGCUGAGUCUGGAUGACCUGGCUGAGGAAGACUCCUCCUACAUCUACGAGGACAAGCUCAAGAAGAAGUUUGUGGCUGUAUGGAACAAGCUGUGUGAGCUGAAAGACCGCACCCCCUCCACCGGCCGCCCCACAGAGAGGAGGUUCAACUACCAGGGUACAAGGUACCCAGAGGUCAAUAAGAAGAUAGAGAAGAUGAUUAACAAGAAGAAGGUCUUCCCCGACUUCCAUGACAUGAAGAGACUGGUGGCUAAAGUCAGCAUCAACCAGAAGCUGCAUCUCAGUCAAAAGGAGAUAGAAAGUGUUGCUCGUGAGGCCUUCACUGACGUGGGAAACCUGCUGCAACAACGACGGCAGGAUGACUACAUCACAACCUUUGGCUGCAGACUGACAGACUAUGAAGAUAUGAAUCACGACCCUGCAAUGUACAACGCGGAGCUGAAGCAGAAGCUGGAGGAGAACCAGCAGAAAGGAAAGACUAACCUGGAGAAUGUGAUCCGCAAGUUCUCGGACAUGCAGUAUGAGACAGGAGAGGAAGCUGUGGAAGUUCCUGAAGGAUCAGAGGAGGAUGAACGAAUGGAAGAAGAGGAUGAAAGACUGGAUGAGGAAGAUGCAUCUGAUGAGGAUGUCAUGGAGGUGAAUGAUGAAGACCUUGCAAGUGACAAUGAAGAUCUGAUUAAAAUCAAACCCCGGUCAAAGAAGAGAAAUAUUGAGCUGGUCUCUGACCCUGAAGACAGAUCUCCAUCCUCCUCCCCUCAACAUGAAGCACCUCAUGGUCCAGCAGCUCGUCCUGACAUUGUGUCCAAGUGUUGGCCGCAGACGUCAGAGGCACCCCCACCCUGGCUGGCCAAAUCUGGCAGCAUGAUACAACCCCGGUCCCCGGGCAGACAAGGAAGCCCAUCCACCGGCACCCCUCCGCCCAGGGUGUCGAGGCCAGCUGGGGUCAGCUUCCAGUCUUCUAGUACCCCCCCACCUCGAGUUUCCAGGCCACAAGCUGGUAGCUCCCUAUCAACCAGCACCCAAAUACCCCGAGUGUCAAGAACCCAAGGGGGCAACUCCCUAUCCUCAAGCAUCCCUCCACCACGGGUAUCCAGGACCACAGGAAGCAACUCCCUCUCCAUUGGCACCCAUCCUCCACACAUGUCCAGGACCCCUGCAAACAGCUCCCUCAUCAGCAACCAACCCUCAGGGACUCUUCAGACUCAGGUAACAAGUCGGUCAGCACACAGAUCACCAUUGCCUAUUGAAGUUGAGGAUUCAACUGAUGAUUCAUAUGAUUCAUACAUGUAUCAAAACAGGAAGAACCGCAUGCAAGUCCAUGAUGAGAGUCAUGUGCCUUCGUUUUUGGACUCUCAAGGUGACCAGCCACCUUUCAAAUUAGCGGUUAAAAAACAAUUUCAAAGUAAACCUCAAACUGGAAAGGUCCUCAUGUGGUCAUCGCUGGGCAGUAGUGAUAAAGGAUUGAAAAGACUGCAGAUGCUGCCUCAAAACUCUUCCUUCAAAAACAGUUCAAACAAGCGAGCAGUUCCAAAUCAAGAUUCAGUGCAUUCAGCUCCAUUCUCCCGCAGACCACCAUCUUCCUCUGUAUCUUCUUCAGCCUCAGUAUCCCCUCACAAACAGAUUCCUCUAGCAAGACACACUUCUAGUCCUGUACGAUCCAUGAAUGUUAACGGUACCAGUGCAAACAGGGAGUGCAUUCCCCCUGUGAAGAAAGAGGCAUCAAUGACUCCCCUAAAGCAGGCGAUGGAGAUGUCAAGUCAGUGCUAUAUCGACAUCGAUGAGACUGGGGAGGAACCAGAUGUGUAUGAAGUAGAACCACCCCCAGAGGAGGCCAAGGAGGUCAUUGUGCUCUCUGAUUCAGAAUGAGAAGAUGAAUUAAACAGUGAAUAUGAUUGUCACAAGAGCAUACUGGUAUGAAAGCUGUUUUCCUCUGCUGUCUGCCAUUGCUCUCUCUGAUGAAUUGAUGUAGAGUGCUUCUCCUUAUAGCAGACGGCUUCUUUAAGAGGGUCAUCAUUCUCUCCUGAAGGAAGGGGUGUCUCCAUUCCCUAUAACAAGCUCAUGAAAUGGUUUCUCCCUGCAACAGGCAGCUACUUGAAGAGCGGUCAUCACUCUCUGACAGGAGAAAGACAUAAAGGGAGGUUGUUGUGACAAAGAGAGGUCCUCAUUUUUCUGUGGCAGGAGGCAGAUGUGAAAGGAGGUUGUCAGUCUCUCAGUGACCAGAGGCAGACGUGAAAAGAGUCUGUUAUUUCUCUACUCUAACAACAGACAGACUUGAAAUUAGUCUUCAUUCUCUCCCCUCUAGCAGAAGACAGAUCUGAAAGGAAGUCAUCAUUCUCUUCCCUCUAACAGGAGGCAGAGGUGAAGGGAGGCUGCCAUUCUCUCCCAUCUAGGUGACAGACAUAAAUGAAGGUCGUCAAUUUUCUAGGAACAGGAGGCAGAGGUUAAUGGGAAAGUCAUUCUGUCCCUGGUUUCAGGACAGACGUCAAAACACAGUUAUGAGGACUGGAGCAGGCUGUCUGAGAACUGAGACAAAGAUAUAAAGGGCAUUUGUCAUGAUAGUGCAUGAUGCAUUUAGCAGCUAGUGCAACUUACAGCUUCAGCUAACAGCAAGCAGACACAUGUUCCUCAACAAGCUGGGAUGGGGGUUAAUGUUCUGUAGGUUACCAUGGUUACACAGGAUGUGUUUAAUAUGUUGUGACUAAAGUAUUGAAUUCUGGAUUCUACCAUUACAGAGUUCGACUGAGAUAUUGAACUUGCACCAUAAUUGAAAUAAAUUAAACCUUAUGUUUGUCUACAUGUACCUUGUGCUACUGCUAGUGAGAAAAAAAUGUUUUGAUCUGACAAACCCUUACAUGUCCACACAACUCAAUUGUUUAAUACGCUUAGUAUGUCAGCUAAGGGCCCUGUCACACCUCUACGUAUCCUAAUUCCUUAUGAGUUGCACAUUGACAUUACUUUCAUACGCAGUCGUACGCUCAAUAUGCACCUCAUAUGCAUCUCAAUCGCUUUGUGCAAGUUUUAUGUACACCUGUAUGCGCACAGUGCAUUGAGAUUUGGUAUAAAUAUGAUGGCUCCGGCGGCCCAUGAUGACAAAAGGUUGAUGUUCAGGCUAUGGAAUUUGCACUGGUAAC